Messenger RNA from Pelobates cultripes (western spadefoot toad), 35174 nucleotides. The record is from the annotation of a GenBank genome assembly. Lineage: Eukaryota; Metazoa; Chordata; Amphibia; Anura; Pelobatidae.
CAGGCAGUAAUGGGGGAGGCGCCUGCCCUGGAUAAGGGAUGGCUGCUCUCCUCCCAGACACACACUCACUCAUAUCCCAGGCUCGGGACACUCCACUACUCACUCUCAUUCACACGGAGCACUCUCAGGGCUCAGGAUGGUCAAGGUGUUCGCUGUGCUCUCCCUGCUGGCGCUGUGCAGCUCCCUGGCACUGGGGGUAAGUAACCCACCCUGUGUGAUUAUAGGUAAUACCUGCCCUGGGGUCCUGAAACCUGCUUUCUGCCCCCCUUUAAUUAACUGGGGGUAAGUAACCCACCAUGUGUGAUUAUAGGUAAUACCUGCCCUGGGGUCCUGAAACCUGCUUUCUGCCCCCCUUUAAUUAACUGGGGUUAAGUAACCCACCCUGUGUGAGUACAGGUAAUACCUGCCCUGGGGUCCUGGAACCUGCUUUUUGCCCCCCUUUAAUUAACUGGGGGUAAGUAACCCACCCUGUGUGAGUAUAGGUAAUACCUACCCUGGGGUCCUGGAACCUGCUUUCUGCCCCAUUUAAUGAAUCUACUGGGGGGUAGGUAACAAACCAUGUGUAUUUAUACCUGCUUUCUGCCCCCCCCUUUAAUUAACUGGGAGUAAGUAACCCACCCUGUGUGUUGGUAGAUGUUGCCUGCCCUGUGCUCCUGGGGAAUUGGGACUUGCUGUCUGACAUAGUGGUGGUCCUACAGCCCCUUUAAUUUGCCUGCUUGGGCUCUGCUGCUUCCUGGCACUGGGGGUAAGUAAUCCUCUCCGGGCUCCUGGAGGGGUGACUGGGACCUGCUUUCUGACUAGCAUCCCUGUAACCAGAUGGGGGCCUCGACUAUUGCACUUUAUGGAUUAACUUUGACCAACACCCUGGAAUCUGUCUGUGGGGGACACAUGUGCCCCUCUCCAUGUAUUAACCUCUUCAGAUCUGUUUAACGCCUUGGGUGCCAGGUGGGACCCCUUGUCAUUGGUGUGUUUAAUGACAGUCCAAGUUAACCUUGGGAUUCCAAUCUGUGCCAACGUUCCAUCCGCUCAGGUGGCCUUCAUUCAUUUCCCAAAGGAGAGGGGGGUAUGUCAGUAUGAGCUCCACGUGUAUCGCUUCCUUAAUCUUAAUGUAGGAGUAGAAUGUAACAUGACCUUCUGGGAUGUUAAUAUUUAUAAUUUUAUGGGACCACCAGCAGUCCUUCCACUGUUCCUGUCCCCCAAAUUCAUAGUGGGGUGUGGUGGUUUUUUUAUUUUUAUUUUUUUAUAAAGAACAAUAGACAUGGGGUUCUUACCCAUUGCCUACUUAUCAGGGGAGCUUGUAACUACUGUAGAGGUUUAUAUUACUCCUGCCCUAUCUUAGCCAUAACCUUGGUCUAAUAGUCUUUCUGCACUCCAGGUAUUGCUAGAAUUGUUUUCCAAAUCAUUUACUUUGCGAUUAAUGUUUUUUUUUUCCCCAUGUGGGUGAUGCAAGACACUCUUUGUAUUCCAUGUAUAUAUUCUCAGUAUGCAAUGACUAUUUCACAAAAGCUGAUGAAUAUAGUAACUGUGUAUUUUAUAUAAUUUCCAGAGGUGACUUAACUGCAUAUCAUGUGUGUUGUUUGUAUUUAGUUUUAUAUGGUUUGAUAUUUCCAAAGCUAAGUUUAUGAAAUCUGUGAGGUUUUUAUUUUCCAUGGAGUGGCACACCAUAUCCUAAGUUGUACUUUAGUUUGUUUUGUAGUUUAAAGUCUGCGUGUAUAUACUCUGUUCAGUGAGUGUUAUAUGGUAUAUGUAUACAGUGCGUGUAACCCUAAUUCAUGUACGCUGCACUUUUAAGUGACACUCUUUCUACAUCUGCUCUCUUUACUGUGAUUUUUGUUUAAUUUAAGAUACGAAGUGUGUAAUGCUGCAUUAUGUUUGUACUUUUACCUUCCCUGUGUAUUCCAAUAGUGCAACACUUACUGCCAGUCAUUCCUAUCCCAAUAGUAAAAUGUGUGCUGCCUAUUAUACCAUCACAUUAUUUUGAUAUCACUAAGCAUCUAAUAUAGUGCUAGAGCCUCCCCCCCCAAGGGUGUCUGCGAUAUUUUUUUAUUUUAUUUUUCCAAACCUGCUUGUAUAACACAGAGGUAAUUGGUAGUUUUAGAUGAAAACACCUUGUCAUGUAAAUAUGUAACUCCCUAUGCUCAAUAUACCUUUAUUGCUUAUUGGCGUGAAUAUUAGACACUGUCAGUGAACGAAUAGGUCCUGUUAUCUUGGUUUGCUUAGUUUAACCCCUUAAGGACCAAACUUCUGGAAUAAAAGGGAAUCAUGACGUCACACAUGUCAUGUGUCCUUAAGGGGUUAACAUGCUAAUAUUUGCAGGUUGUCUUUGUAAAGGGAUGAUCUAGACCCAUAAAGCAUUUCAGCUUGCUUAUUUUUGUGUGAAGUGUCUCUCUUUAAUUUUAUUUACUUAUUAUACCCAGAUUUUUACAAAGCGCAGAUUUCAACAGAAACUGGCAUCUUUAUAAAUUUAACCUUUAGCACUCCCAAAGCUUUCAAUUAGACAACUGGUCCUGUUAACUUCCUGGUUUGGUUAGUUUAAUGGAACUAAUCUCAAGAGGCAGCAAUUGUCCAGAGCGCCUGCAUUGGGAAGUCUGUGAUUGGACAGCCACAGAAUGUCUAGGUGCGGUUAGAAAAGGAGGGCUUGCAAAGGCUACAGGAAAAAACAAAACACUGCAGCCUAUGCAAGGGGUGUGUUUUUUUUUUUUUUUGUUUGUUUUUUUUUGUUUUUUUUUGUUACCCCAAUGCAAAAAUUAAAUGCAUGCGUAUUUUCAUUGGGGUGAUAUUUAUUUGAUAGUGUAGUUUUCUUUUAACUUGAUAACGCCUCUGACGUUUUUAUUACAAUGGCGAUCAGACUAUCUCAUCAAUGAGAAGUGGGUUAUCUUGCUUACAAAGUGUCUUUGAUUGGGUGGAGUGUUUUCUGGGGAAGAUUACAAGACAUUUAUUGUACAAGUAGAAAAGUUUUCUUACUGUCUUGUUCGUUUCAUUUGCCAGAGUCUGUACAGAAUGUUUGUUUGUUUCUUUCUGGCAAUGAAUGCAAUUCCCAUGUAUCCCAUGUGAAAUGAAUUAAUAACGAACUGGAAUCCUAAAGGAAUAACUGAUUAAUGUCAUGUGCUGAUUACUAGUCGUUCCCCUUUCAUACAUUUUUUAAAAAAAACCCUGUGAUCACUUAGAAAUGUUGGGAGUUCUUAAAGGGAAACUCCAUUGCCAGCAAAACAAUCAGUUUUCCUGGCACUGCAGGUCCCCUCUCCCUCCCACCACCCGAUCCCCGGUUGCUGAAGGGGUGAAAACCCCAUUCAGUAACUUACCAAAGGCAGCGACUAUGUCCCACGUCGCUGCUUCCGCCGCCGCUCCUCUUCUGCAUUGCGUGGGCUGGUGGGCAAGACUGAUCACGGCCGGGGAGACCUAAUGCGCAUGCGCGGCAAUGCCAUGCAUGCCCAUUAGUGCUCCCAUAGGAAAGCAUUGAGAAUGCUUUCCUAUGGGGAAAUGAGCGACGCUGGAGGUCCUCACACAGCGUGACGACAUCCAGCGACGCUCUAGCACAGGUUUCCAGUGCUAGAAAACAGGAAGUGCCUUCUAGUGGCUGUGUAGUAGACAGCCACUAAGAGGUGGAGUUAACCCUGCAAGGUAAUUAUUGUUUAUAUAAAAAAAAAAAAAAACUGCAAUAAUUACACUUGCAGGGUUAAGAGUAGUGGGAGUUGGCACCCAGACCACUCCAAUGGGCAGAAGUGGUCUGGGUGCCUGGAGUUUCUCUUUAACAUUGAACAUAUCACAAUUAAUUAAAUACUACUGGGUAUUAUGGUGUUCCCACAAUAAUGUGUCUUCUUGGAACCCAGUGACUUCUUAUCUUUAUUUGUCUUUAAAUGUGAAUUUUUUUUUAUUUUUUUUCUGUGCUCAUUUUCAUUGAUUAGUUUACCAAAGAAUCACCAAGUAGUGCAUUUCCUGGCACAGGCUAGAUCUACCAUCUUUACCACAGGGGCAAUGCUGAAAUACUAUGCAGAUGGAGAGGAACGCGGGUUGAAGCUCCGGCUUAAAGGAACACUAUAGUCUUCAAAACAACAACAGCUUAAUGUAAUUAUGUUGUCUAAAACCUGUCCCUGCAGGCUUGUUUGCUGUAAACACUGCUGUUUCAGAGAAAAUGCAGUGUUUAAAUUUCUCUCUAGGGGUAGUUCAGUGUAUCCAUGCAGAGCAUGGUGACGCUGAAUAUCAAUCACAUUGUGCAGCACUGUCCCAGGAAGCACCUGUGGCCAUCUGAGGAGUGGCCAGUGUAGGUGUCCCUAGGGGGCAAUGUAAACACUGCCUUUUCUCUGAAAACAUUGUUUACUGCAAAAAAACCUGCAGGGAAUAAUUAUACUCACCAGAACAAAUACAAUAAGAUGUAGUUGUCCUGGUGACUAUAGUGUCCCUUAAAAGAGGCUGAUUGAAGUAAAGUAGUAGUGGAUCUUGAGACAUAUGGACAUAAAAAGAAAACCAUGAUUUUAAACCAUAACUGCCUGCCUCCAUUUGUUGGUCCCUGUACAACUAUUUGUCUUGUUCCUGACCCUAGCAGCAAGAACCCUUCAUUAUUUCAGCAUUACAGGCCUUUCUUCCAGGCACAUGACUGUGACACAUUACCUUGUCCUCUGACAGUCUGCUGUGUUCAGUUAGCUGUGACAUGUCUGAAGGCCAGCCUGGGAUUCUGUGUUUUUGUUUAGGUUUUUAUUGCCUCUUGGAGUCAUUUUGUAGGAUCACAGCUUUGCUAAGGGGUUUAGCAUUUGCAUGAGCUUCUGAGUCUUAAUAACAGAGAGGAGGUAACCCAGCGGACACUUCUGGCACCAUAACCACCAUGGUGCGCUGUAGUGGUUAUAGUGCUAUUGGUGUUCCUUUAAAUCAGGGGUGGGGAACCUUUGGCUCUCCAGAUUAUUUGGACUACAACUCACAUAAUGCUGGCAAAGCUACAAGGGAGAUGUUGUCCAAAACAUCUGGAGGGCCGAAUGUCCCCCACCCCUGAUUUAAAUGAACCACACUGUCCUUUUUCUGUCUUAAUGAUUUAUUUAAAUUAUGACCAUGUUUCCUUGAACAAUAUCUUUUAAAGAUUUUCGUCCUCUUUAUCGUUCAGAGUGUAUUAGUGAACCAGGUUUGAGGGAUUUUGGUUAACAAAGGUGGUCUUAUUUAAUAUUUUUAUAGCCUGUUUUAUUGGCUGGAAUUCUGGUCUGUGUUCAACUCAAUGAUUUUAACUUCUGAUCCAUCACCUACUGUUACUGUAUGGCUUGGAUUUUGAUACACUUUUUUAUUUUUUAUUUUUUUAUUUAUAAAAGCAAUUUUAUUUUUGUAAAUCUGGUUUUAGCUGAACUACUGCAACAAAACACUGGCUGUAGUGUGUUGUGUGGGUUUUUUUUUUUGGGGGCGGGAGGGGCUGUUAGUAGUUACAACUGCUUUUGUAAGAUUCCACAAUGGGACGGGAAAAAAAAAAAAGCAACCAACAUUGGCCUAGUGAUAUGUACUAGCAGGCUAGUAAAAAAGUUGCCAACUACUGUAUAUAAAGGGAUAAUAUAGGCAAUAAAACUACUGUUUGUUGAAGCUGUUUUGGUGUAUAGAUUAUGCCCUGCAAACUCUGCUCAGUUCUGUUAUUUAGGAACGAGAUCCUUUUUUGUCUAUGUAGCCAUUGUCACACCUCCUCUGGCAGUAGUCCUUGUGCUUGGAAUAACCCUUUAACAGCAUUGCCACAGCUAGGAAGAUAUUUGGGAGUUCUCCACUAGACCCACGUGACUUUUAUAACGACCUUCUCCAAUCCAAUGUUAUGGUUUGUUUAAUAUUACAGUAAUCAGUGUCGUGUAAAUAAACUUUUAAUUAUUAUUACUGUGGCUUUGUCAUGUACAUGUCUGGCAACACCUAUAUAUUAAUUACGUGAGCAGAGUAUCACCCAGAAAUUCUCUAAAACUCAAACCGACAGCAUUGAUACUAGUGCAGUCCUCUAGCGUAUUGGUGUCUUUUUAUAUACAUGUAUCACAAUUAUUAACCCCUUAAGGACACAUGACGGAAAUAUUCCAUCAUGAUUCCCUUUUAUUCCAGAAGUUGUGUCCUUAAGGGGUUAAUCUUCUAAUUUUAAGAGCAAUGACGUUUCUGCUUAGUUUGCAAGACAGACGUUCCACACCGUCGGGGUUUAUAUUUCCAACUUGUUAGUGGUUGCAAUAAUGGGUAGUAGUCCAGUGCAAUGGUAUAUGUUGGCGCUCUAUAAAUAACAGAUGUGAAGCCCUCCUGCAGGUCUCUUAGUCAGCACUUGCCUAUCUCGCCCACUCACAGGCAGGAUGUUUACUUUCUGAUUACAAGCAUGUCCUGCACAAUCUGUUUGUUCUAGGUGUUGGGAGAAAGCCGCAAGUGUCCUGUGAGCCCAGAGGCAGGGGUGGGAAGAGGUGUGUACAGUAGGUAGGAUCCCGGCAAGUGUUAGUGCUUGUCACUGGGCUUUUCUCUCAAACAUUCAGUAAUACUAACAUUUUUGCAAUAUGUUGGUUACAGAAAAAACAAACUUAUUGCAUAAAGCAGUGCAAAUAUUUGCUCGGCCACUGACCUCUGGAUUUUCGUAAAAUUGACCUGAACUGCAAAAAUCUGGCUGAAAUGUCAAACCUCCUAAUAUAGCUUAGUUUGAGGUGUGUGUGUGUGUGUGUGUGUGUGUGUGUGUGUUUUGUUUUUUUUUAAAUUUUUUUUUUAAUUUUAUUUUUUUCACAUUUUGCUGCCUAAAUUUAGCAAUUUUUCAAAAUGAAAAAAUAAUGAUCUAUGCUUAAAGGCCUUUCUUUGUAAAGUACGAUUGCCAUGCUCUAGUAAUUCCAUUAUUUGUUAUAACCCUCUCCUAAUUGGUCUUAUCAAAAACCAUAUUGCCCCGCUACAGUCUAUAAUGAAUGCUGCCGUCAGACUGAUUUUCCUCUCACCCCUCUCAGUCCUUACGUUGGCUUCCUGUAUCCUAUAGGAGUCAAUUCAAGGUACUAACCCAGACCUAUAAAGUACUGAACAAUUCUAGGCCCUCCUAUAUUUCUUCACAGAUCCAAAGGUAUGCCCCUUCUCGGUCUCUCCGCUCUGCCUGUGACCUUCUCCUAUCAGCUGCUCACACCCGUACGGCCAACUCACGGUUGCAAGACUUCUCGCUGGUGGCUCCCUUCCUACGGAAUAGCCUGCCUACCGCCAUCAGACUCUCCCCUAGUCUUCAAUCGUUUAAGAAGUGCCUUUAAAACCCAUCUCUUUAGGAAAGCUUAUGGCCUCCCAGAGUAACCUCUAUCUCACAUACCUGUCUCUUGCUCUCUCCUAAAGGGCAGCACUCUACUCUCUCCUCCAGCUUUGCUUCACUCCCACCAUUUUUGAUUGCCAUCUCCUGUACUAUUGUUUAUAGCUAAAUCUCCUCUUUCUCUCCCCCCCUCCCCCCCUCCUUUACAAUAUUGUAAAGCGCUACAGAAUCUGUUAGAGCUAUAUAAAUGGUGAUAAUACUGUGGUGCUACAGUUGUCAAAGAACACUUCUUUAGAAGAGUAUAUGACAGGCAUUAUUUGUUUUAUUGAACGUUUGACAUCCUGUGCGCAUGCUCACUGUGAAUGUAUCCACAAAUAUCGGUGUAUAAUAGUAGUAAGAGACACACUGGAAUUAGAAUCCUAAACUAGUCCCAUAGCUCUAAUUUCUGUCCAAAGUUUGAUGGCUGAUGUGCAAGUUCAUUUUGGCAGUAGACCAGCUGCAGCAGAGAGAAUGGGCUUUAUGUGCCUCCAAGUUUCUGUUAAAUUUCCAUUUAAAGUGUGCUGGAGUGCGGGGUGCCCUAUGCCUGCUAGAAUGAGCUGUGAUGGUUAUCGUGCUUGGUGUGUCCCUUUAAUUUCUUUUUGGAGCUUGCUUAAUCCGUGUCAUAAAUCUGCAAUAUAGAACAUGUCUGGGUUAAAGGUUGCUGGAACAUUGUAGGAAAACCCAUUCCUUUAAUACUAAUUCACUGCCAGACUUGUAAAUGCGAGGCUGAGAAAUGUGUGUGUUCGUUCCCCUCUUGGGUUCUCAGCAAUGGUUUAUUUUAAGUCAAAGUGCGGACUCUGUGAGGGACUCCUCCUGAAUAGUAAGCAGCCAGGCUGGUGGCCAGGGGCUUGUGUUUUGUAUGAAAGACUCAGUGCCAGCUCUUUGUAAGCUCAGAAAAUCUAUUUUCCAUUCUCGGGCUCUUACUGCAUUAGUUCUGUGUGUGGAUUUUUUUUAUUUGGUGAUCGGGGGGAAUAUUCCAUAAAUAUGGUGGUAGCAAAUGAGCAAUAAGCCAGGAGGGCCAAAAUAUAGAUUCCCCCACCUGUAACAGAACUGCCACUCACAUUAUGCUUACCAGCCUUUUAGGUUUCUCUUGCAAGGAAGAGAUUACUGCGGGAAAGUCUACACGUCCUUCCUUUACCUCACAUUUGAAAAAUCACUCUAGAUUGUGUGAUUUAAAAAAAAAAACCUGACAUUGAUUUUAGGUGGUGUAAUGUUGGAAUGACCAGGGGUGAAGGCCUGACCUACAAAUAUUGUAGUAGAAAGGGCCUCCUAAUCUAAUGGUGAGACGCAAGGGGUGUGGACAGCAUCCACAGAUUCCAACUACAAUGAUAUAGUGGGUCAGGUCCCUACAGACUUUUGUGUAGCCUUAUAUUGGCAUUUAAACUGUGCAUAAACCAGGGUUCCUGACUUGUGGAGGUCAUCCAGUCCAUGCGAUGGGGCAGGGUGGGUAGAACCAAUUCUGGUUAAGUUUUGGCUUCUAAUGGCUUCCAGCACGGGAAACGGAUCUAUUCAUAAAACACAGGUGAAGCUUGUAAGCAAAUGCACAAUUUUUGUUUUAUAAAGCUUUGGGAAAUGGUGAAUUCACGUCAUAGUUUACACAUACACAUUGUGUUUCAGCAUUGACCUUACUCUAUAGCAGGCUCACAUUUCUUUUAAAGGAAAAGUCAACCAUAAAUGUUGCUGGUGAAAGCGUGCUUUUUUUUCUUUUUUUAAAUAUAUAUAUAUUUUUUUUUUGUGUGUGUGUGUGUGUGUUCUUGAAAGGGAAAUCCUUUAUUUCAAGAUUUCAUAAGAAGUACAUGAAGCGUUAGCCUUUUAUAAAAAAAAUUUUUUUUCUCAUCACACUGGGUCAUAUUUUCGAACUUGGUUUAGACCAGAAAUUCAUUUGUGGGUUUUUUUUUUUGUUCUUUGCCAAGCUAGUUUUAAAAUGUUUAAAGGACCACUAUAGUGCCCUGAGGGUGCUCCCACCCUCAGGGUCCCACUCCCAUGGCGCUGAAGGGAGAGGAAGGGGUUAUUUUUUUUUCAGCGCUGGGCUCCCUCGGCACUGGGGACUCUCCUCCCUCUUCUGACGUCCCUGGCUGCAUGUGCGGCAAGAGAUGCGCGCACAUUCAGCCAGUCCAUAGGAAAGCAUUCUCAAUGCUUUCCUAUGGACGCUGGCGUCUUCUCACUGUGAAAAUCACAGUGGGAAGCGCCUCUAGCGGCUGUCAAUGAGACAGCCACUAGAGGCUGGAUUAACAAUAAAGUAAACAUAGCAGUUUCUCAGCAGAAAGGGUUAAUCCUAGGUGGACCUGGCACCCAGACACCUUCAUUAAGCUGAAGUGGUCUGGGUGCUUAUAGUGGUCCUUUAAAAAGAACACUCUAUCGCCUUAGUCACUGUUUAGGUGACCGGGCGAAGCUCCAUCUCUUUGCUUGAGGUCAUUAAACAAUUCCCAUAGAAAAGCACUGGGGGACUGUUGCACAUGAGCGGAAAAACUCUGUGAUAGCCAGAUGGUCUCUGAGCCCAUUUAAUUGACAGUGGCGUUUUUACGCUUUCACAGAACAAUUUCUAGUGGUUGUAGGUAUGACCGAGGCAGGUUAACCUUGCGGUUCCCUUAAAAUGUCAUGGUUUUUGGCUUCAGGAUUAAAACAUGGCAACUAGACCAAUUCAGUGAUAUUAAAGGAACCCUAUAGUCACCUAAACCACUUUAGCUUAAUGAAGCAGUUUUAGUGUAUAGAUCAUGCAUCUCAUGUUUCACUGCCCUUUGGGAGUUAAAUCACUUUUGUUUCUGUUUAUGCAGCCCUGAUCACACCUCCCCUGGAUCUGAUUGACAGAGCCUCCACAAAACAAAAAAUGGUUUCACUUUCAAUCAGAUGUAAAUUACCUUAAAUGAUUUUAUCUUCUGCUCUGUAAAUUGAACUUCUAUCACAUACAGGAGGCUCUUGCAGGGUCUAGCAAGCUAUUAACAUAGCAGCGGAUAAGAAAAUCUAAAUUUAUACAGAACUUGCAACAAAGGAAGGAUAAACAUUAGAUCUCACUAUACAGGAUAUAUAUAUUUUUUAUUAUUUUCUUUUUAUUAUUUAUUUUUUUUUUUUUUUGGAAGGCAUGCAUUGAGGUGUGACUAGGGUGCAUAAACAAAGUUAUUCAACUCCUAAAUGGCAGGUAACUGAGCAGUGAGGCUGCAGGGGCAUGAUCUAUACACUAAAACGGUUUCAUAAAGCUAAAGUUGUUUUAGUCACUAUAGUGUCCCUUCAAGUGAUCUGGGUGCCUAUAGUGUCCCUUUAAAUGUGACCAUUUUGAGUCUGUCCGUUAUUUGCUGUACUUUUUUGGUAUGUAUGUAUGUCUCUGUAAAUUUGAUCUCUCCCUCACACUGUCGUCCUUGGUGUGUUACUACUGUAUCUAUGCCAGCUUCUCAAAACAAAAUAUAAAAAAUAAUUAUGUGCAGUUCUGCACAUUAAGCAUAGUCUCUUCUAAUUCCAGUAAUGUUGAAUUCCUAAAUGGGCAUGUUGCACUGCUAACGUCUAGAAGACUUUCCCUGUUUUUAAAUCUCCAUAUUGGGAAGAUUGACUAAGCCUUAUCCAUAAUAUUCAAGUUAAUAAGAAGCAAAAUUUUUGACCGCUUCAUUUCAUGUGAGCAGUGUCUCUCCUCAAUUUGUAUUUAAGGUAAUAAUAAUAAUAAUAAUAAUAAUAAUAAUAAUAAUAAUAAUAAUAAUAAUAAUAAACUGUUGGAAAUAAAACUGCGCAAGCUUCCUGAGUUACUUGCAUGACAAACAUCGCACAAAGACUUUUGUAUCAAAAAAAAAAACUGCCAAAAAAAGUCUCUCUUCUGUUGUAUAUUAUACAUGGUGGGUGCAUUCUUGUCCCUCCUGCUGUGGCAAACGACAUGUUUUAAAACUGAUUCAGGAUAGGUUAAAAGACUUGUGUCAAUUUGUGGUUAAUGGAGAAGGGGGGGGAAAUCCUCUUUGGUAAAAUGGAAAAAAAAAUUGUUCAAAAUAAAUGAGUUGGGGCUGAAGAAAACUUUGCUGUUUAGUGAAAGUUCCUGAGUAAUAAAGGCAGGGUUGGGCCUUCACGUGCAGUGUCCUAGUUGGUCUCAUGCACAAUAACACAGUUACAGUAAAGAUGGGGGUGUGUUCUAAUCAGAACUCUGUAUGGGUUACAUUUAAUAAUCCUUUGUCCAUACCCAGGACUCUGCUAAGUGUUGGUGCAGGUUGAGACUGCAUUCUGAGUUUUCAGGUGUUCUGUCCUGCCCCAGUUUGCUGUGUAAACACAUCUCCUGCAAGGAUCGAUUUCAGCAUUGUGUGCAAAGAGGAUAGAGUUUCUUUGUUCGUUUUUUUUUUUUGUGGCAACUAAAUGCAAUUGUCCCCCUGCUCAGAAAACGAAACACCUGCCCAGCUUAGAAAGGUUCAUUAUUGCAGAAAUACAGGCUGGGUUCUAUUUAUGGUCCUCCAAAGUUUGCUGUCUGUGCAUGUGAACACUGCCCUGAGACAUUGCAUGAUGUUCAUUACUCUUCUGGCAGUAAAGUGCAUCCAUUUUGGGGCCUUAUUCACUAAAUUGUUAACGGUCACUUGACAUAUGAUUGCUGCUUAAACGGAUAAUCUGUGCACUUCUACCCCUGCAGCGCAUGAAUCUCCUGGUCCAAAUUGGACAGUAGUUUGUGCCUGGAGUAAUAGUCCUUUAAAUCUAUUUUGUAUGAAGCCACUAUUGGGCAUUGGCAUUUUGAAAACCUAAACCAUGACGUUUCUUAGAAAAGGCGCUGUGGUCAUCUUGGACAGCCCAGAACAUGUGUGAAUAUACAUACAUGGAGAGUGGUGAUCCAUGUAAUAUUCCUUGUUCAUUAUGGGGCAUAAUUGCACAAUCUGUGUAGUGCCAUAAUAGUGUGCAUAACUUAAUUAUAUUUUGUCUGUAUAUUUAUCUUGGACAGACUUUCCUAGCGAUUUAGUACAUGCUAAACAAUUACUAAUGCCUGUGAUUGCUGACUUGUGGGCCUUCUUAGCACUGUAUACUUGCUGUUCUGUGUAAAUUACAGAGCGGUAAUAAAGUAUAAUCCCCCUACCCUGGCCACUCCUACAUUAAUCCUGUGCCUCAAUUGCUUUUCUUCGAAUACAUCUUUUAGCUUGCUGCAGGUGUGGAAUGACUGGAGUCCUGUUACAUUUACAAGGCUGUGAGACCAUUAAUCCGCCUGGCUGGGCCUUGGAUUUAUGUGCUUGGAGUUCUACUUUAUGUAGUUUAUUUUAUUUUUUUUAAAGGUUUUCUUGUAAUAUCAGAAGUGAAUUUAAGGCCUGCUGCCAAAAAAUUCCAAUGCAAAUAUUUUAAUGCGAAUGGAGAGGAAUGUUUAAAAAAAAAAAAAAGUGUGUGUAUUUAUCGACUAUUGUGCAUCACUUGAAUAUCUCAAGGUGAACUUUGAGAAGUUCUCUUUCAGCACAGAAACUCGGGAAAACUUUCAUAAGUACCCUUACUAUUGUGUUUUUAUACCCCACCUCCUCUAGACUGUAAGCUUGUUUGAGCAUAGUCCUAAACUACCUAUUGUUCCUGUUACAUUUUGUUAUUGUCUCAUUUGGUAAAUCCCCCUCUUAUUGUAAAUAAAGCUCUGCGGAAUAAACUGGCGCUAUAUACAUACCAAUAAGUAUCCCAGAGUUCCCAGCUUGAUAUGCAAAUGAGCACUUUUUUCUUUAAAAAAAUUUCGUGUACAUAAUUUAUCUUCCAUAAAUGUUUUUUUUUUUUUGUUUUUUUUUUUUUUUAGAAAAUGGAAAUCCAAAUGGCAAAACUCAGAGUAAAAUUGCUAAGUUGCAACUACUGCAGAGUGGGAGAAAUUAUACUGGUUAUUUAAAUUGUUUAGAAAAAGAGGAAUAGGUGCUCGCUAUAGUAGUGGGCAGCAGUAAUCAAUACAAGGAUUCCCAACCUUGUGAGUGUUAGAAUGUAGAAAGAAAGGAGACCGCGCCUCAGAGAGUAUGAGUAAAAAUCGUGUGUGUGUGUGUGUGUGUGUGUGUGUAUAUAUAUGUAUGUGUGUAUAUGUAUAUAUAUGUGUAUAUAUAUAUGUAUAUGUAUAUGUGUAUGUAUAUGUGUAUAUAUGUGUGUGUGUGUGUGUGUGUGUGUGUGUAUAUAUAUAUAUAUAUAUAUAUAUAUAUAUAUAUAUAUAUAUAUAUAUAUAUAUAUAUAUAUAAUCUGACCUCAAAGACAUAAGAAUAGUGCAAUAUGCUAUAUUCAGUGAGUGUUCAAAUACUCUUAUAUGGUAUCACUCAGAGCUCAGCUGUUAAUAAGCGCGCACGGAACAGUCCCCGUCUAAGGAUAUGUGUAGAAGUUGUCGUCUUUGGUAGUCUCAGGUAAAGUGCCGUAUGCAGGUCAUAUAUAAAAAGACAUGGAGAGAUAAUCCAAAUAGUGAAGUAAGUCCUAAUAGAUGUUUAAAAUUAUUUAAAUUGUUGCAUGCAUAUCUGUUAUUCCCUAACUAAACUUUAAAUUUUGAGACUCUUUUUAAACCUGUAUUUGGUGCAUGCAGUGUGCCUCUUGCAUUUUUGUUUUUAGAAUUCAGCUCAGAACUCACCUUUUUAGUAAUCUAUUGGAGUGAACGCGAGUCCUGUCACUGUUUAAUCAACUGGGAGGUGUGUGUGUGGUGUGGUGGUUUUUUAUUUUUUUUAAUAUGAAUGCACAUCAUACUGUAAAAGAGAUCCAUGUAGUUAAUGAUUAAAUAGUUUCACUAGCACAAAAGGGAAGUUAUUUAUUUUUCUCGGUUGGCAAAACAUGGUGUCUGACAGAGAAGGUUUUAUAGAUACAAUUUACUGAUCUUUUAUGGCAAAUGUAGCAUUUGAAUGUUCUAGUUGUCCAGCUCUAUGCUGCAUUUAGAUAAAUUAUCGAUCUAGAAUGUAAGCUCAUGGAGCAGGGCCCUCCACCCCUCUGUUCCCGUACGUCCAGUUGUCUGGUUACAAUUACGUGUCUGUUAGUCCACCCAUUGUACAGCGCUACGGAGUCUGAUGGCGCUAUAUAAAUAAUAAUUACUUGGUGGUGUCGUCUUCUGCUUCCCAAUGGCAGGACUUCCUUGGUGUGGAUUUAAUAAAAGGGCGUAAUGUGUACCCAAACAUUAUACUUGCAUCUUCCUCAUUUUAGCCAACUGUGUAUCUAAAAUCUCUUUGAGACCAUUUCUCACGUCUCUAAAAUGUUUGCAUAUUAGCUCUACAGCAGGGGUGGCAAAUGGUCUUUGCCACUUUAAACAGCGUCUUUUAUGAUCUUUAAUAUAUUGGGCUAAUGUCUGCUUUAUGUUGCUUUAAUCUUAACCCUGUCUGCCAGAUAGCGAUGGGCUUUUUAUUGUACUUCAUUGAGCUAAGAACAAUAGAUUGCGAUUCUAUAUCAUUCCAUAGAAGUAAAUAAAUGCAAAGUGUUGCUAACCCCCAAAGUAGAUGUAGAUUGGGAAAGGAGUGGGUGGGGGGGGGAGGAGGAGUUAAAUGCAAAGGUACUUUUUAUAACAAAAUCCAAAACUAUGUGCUGGUGAAUUGGAAGCAAUACAAUUACUAUUUUAUAUAGCGCCAGCAAAUGCCGUAGCGCUGUACAAUGAAUCAAAAAAUUUGAAAUUCACUUGUGCAAGCCUUCCAAAAAAAAUGAUUACAUGGAACAUAGUCUUUUAGUUUCUUAUUUAUUAUCUGGAAUUAAUAAAAAAAAAAUAAAAAAUUUGUUUUUUGUAUUUAAAGGCUUGCUAGAGUGUGGUGAAUGUCCCCCUUUUUAUUUUUUAUUUUUUUUUCUCUCUAUUCAAAGAUCAUGGAAACACUUUGUAUUUAUGUAUGAAUGACUUUCAGGAGAUCCAUAUUGGAUUGGUAACAUGCUAUGUAUAUGUAAAUUAAUGAUUACUUUGUUAUAACGCAAUACUAUGUCUCUGUGCUUAUUUCCCACGUGGAUGAUGGGUUUUGUUACUGAUCAGGUAUAGAUAGGUGGGUGGCAAUAUCACCAGUGAGUUCCAUCUUCUUGUCAGUCUCCUAUCGAUCUCUAUGGAAAAGUCCUGACUACUUAGGCUGACCACAAACAAUUUUUUUUGUUUUUUUUGUUUUUAUAUUCCAACACUGGCUGGUAAAUCUGUCAGUAGCUCUUUUACGGAUUGGAAUACGGUUUCCAUCUUUUGGGCCCGAGAGAGGGGCAUCAUUGAACACGUUGUUUUUUUGUUUUUUUUCUAGUGUUAACUAUACAAUUUUCUCUCUGUCCAAAAGCAGACAACCAGCAGGCUUAAAACUAGGUCUCCCCUGCAUUCUCAUGAGAACUGCAUCUCUGCAAUAGCUGGGUUUCUCUCUUUUUAGCCAUUGAUUGCAUUAGUUCAAUCCCCCUUGUAUUUUAGUUUUUUUUUUUGUUUGUUUUUUUUCGUGUUCUAGCGUGACAUUGGCAGUGAAACUCUGCAUGUAUCCUGUUCAUCAUGCGUGUUCUGCUGCCUGGCACAGAAUGACUUCAUGCAUUGAGCGAAGUCAAACAGUGAAGGAACACGAACUCCCUGAACGAGUGGAGGCACGUUGAUUCUGCAUCCUGCUGGGAAAAGGCAGUUGAGUUUGGCAAGGAUAAUUUGAUGCUAGUUUAGAUUUUGAAGUUUAUUUUCCUUCCAAGGCUGAUGUAACUUUUUGGUUUCUCUGGAAGUGUAAACUCGUGCUUUGUAUACUUGGUAAUAUGCAGAGUUGCGUCUGGCAUAAGAUAUUCACUGAAAAGUGAAUUUCCCGUUUUAGGCCAGACUAGCAAAAUCUAGAAAAAUGGGCUGGAUUUAUGGUGCUUGGCGUAUUCCUUUCAUUUCUGGCUCCAGAUUCCUCUUUGGCAAAUCUUUUUUAAUUUGUUAGAAUAUAGGUGUUUAUGUCAGAUGGACAUUCCUGGAGACCAACAUUGGCACCCUGUCUUGUCUGACUACUAAAGUGAUGCUUCUACAAUGUAUGUAGCAAGGGAAACAAAAGGGAGUAAUAAUAAAAACGUACUCCAAAUACAAAUGGAUGUCAAUACAUGGAUGAUCUGGUGCAAAUAAACCAUAUUUAAAUGAAAAUCCAGAUAAGUGACAACUAGACUGCAUUCUUGAGAACCGCCAAAGUAAUCCUUUUAGCUGCUUAUUUAUAUUAGAAAAAGAUAAUGGAAUUACACUGGGGAGUAAACGAAAUAAUGUGCAAGGAAAAUGAAGUCCAAAUACAUGCAAAGCAAGUAGGGUGUCACUCCUGUUAGACGUGAAACACGUAACUCUCAUCUUUUACCCCACCCUGUUUGUUUAUCCUGUAUUUGGAUUUAAUUUCCUUGUACUUUAUUUUGUUUACUGCCUGUAUUAUCCCUGUUCAUUACUUUGGAAACAAUAGGAAUGUAUUGUACUCUUGAGAAUCCCUUGUUAUGUCCUUAUGGCUCCUAAAUCCUACAAACAUUAGUUGACUUUAAUGUCUUGGGUUGCAAAAAACACAAACCUUUUUAUCUUAUUUAUUCUAGUCUUCAUGUACUAUCAUUAUCUAUAAGGUAGUUCCCAUCACUCUCUAUCUAUACCAUGCAGGUAUGAACUUUCUCUAGUAAAUUUUCCUCCUCCAGGGCUUAAAGGAACACUACUGGCACUAUAACUAUUUCAUAAAAUAACUGAAUCUUUUUUAAGAAAAGUGAUGGACAGAGGCAGGGAAAUUCAGAGCUGGAAAACACUUUGGGGUAAAACUGUUUAAGAACUUAAUUUCAACUUCAGUUGUUAUGGUGCCCACACUGAAUAAAUGUGAAAACCUGGAUUAGGACAUUAAAGGCCAUUGACAUUUAAACUUUAUUCUUGAAUGGCCUGGUACCUAUACCUGUCUUCCAUAGGUGAAUAAUUGACCUCUAAUGUGAGGUCUAGACAUUAAAAUGACUUUUGUAAAUAGUGUUUGUUUUAAAAAAAAAAAACAUUGAAUCAAAUACUUUAUUUCCUGCAGACCCCAAUCAUCCACUGGGUUCUAAACAUAACUCAUGGGAAAGCAUGUCGCCAACCCUGGCGCACGCACACACGGAGUAAUGUGACCCUUUUAGUGCCGCAAUUGUCACAAUCAAAACGACCAUUGCCAUAAAGAGGGGAAGGAGAGUUGGCAUUUUAAAGAGCUUAAAUGGAAACCCAACCAAAUAACCUAGUAUCUUGCUGUUCUAGAUGGUCUUAUUUAAUUUAUCACUCUGUGCCAUUUUAUUAAAAUUGGCAAUAAUGUGCUCUGCGGAUAGUGCAGUCACUGCUCUUGCUUACAAAAAGCAUUGCAAUUGCAUCAUACCUGCAUUGGCUAAACAGGCAAUAUUUAUACCUUUUGUGCAGGGAUUUGGGGGUUAUUUAUUUUUAUCGCCAUUUAUAUAGCGUUAACAGAUUCUGUAGCGCUUUACAAUAUUAUGAGAGGGGGGAUUUAACUAUAAAUAGGACAAUUAUAAGAGAACUUACAGGAACGAUAGGUUGAAGAGGACCCUGCUCAAACGAGCUUACUAUAUGUGUGUUUGUUUUGUAGGGCUGUCCUUGCUGUGAAGCAAAGUAGUUGUAAAAUCCAUACCAUAUUAAUGAUUAACGCCUCCAUAUGCACUAGCUGAUGCACUGCAGGUGUUGGUCCUAUGAGGCUGUGUGCAAUAGUUUCACUGUGCUUUGUCACAUGUGACAUGAUUCUGCACCAAGUUACUUGGGCUAAUAACGCGAGGAUUAUAUACUUUGGUUGUAGUGGGCAGAAGUUCAAUCAGUCGGGAACAAAAAAUAUGAAUAGGGAAAACUGUGAGCUCUGUCUAGUGAAGCGAUUUCUUACGGUGGAACUUCAGAUAAGGGUCUGCACUUGAUUGCUGUUGGUUUGUGUGGCGCUUUUUUCUUAUUUUUUUUUUCUUUGUUUUGCUAGUUGGUAAAAACUGUUUCAAAACUAGCGUUACAGACCUAAAACACGCACUGUGGACUCUGCUAAUUAAGUUACACACCAUAACUACUGCAGCAAGUUCUAGUGGCUAUGGUGCCGUUGCAAACUUUCUGUAUUUGCUCAUUAUCCGUUCCGUCCGUAUUUGAAUUGGUUGACUUUCUUUAGCCAAUGAAUUGUCUGGAAUUGAAAUCCAAAUUACAAAACGUUAAUUUGAGUAUUCAAGCGUCUAUCAUAGUGGAGUUGGACUCUUCCAAUUAUUGUUUCCCAAAUCGUUCCAUUCUGACUUCAGUUUGAUUCAAUGUUUUUGAAGUUUAGUGAAUAAACAUGGUCUAUUCUACAUUGCUGAGUAUUUAGUGGUUUGACAUCACUCCCUGUCCCGUCGUUAGAAGGCCUUUGGGUCUGAUUCAUUCAUGAAUUCUCUGGUUUGGAUGGCUGCCUGGGCUCCAUUGCAGUCCUGUAUUGUACACUGUUGGUUUGUGUAGCUAAACUGUGUUCCUAACUUUCUAUUCUUGGCCAGGUUCGGCAAGCUAAAGGCUUGUUUAGUGGGUGUGGUGUUUCUGAUAAAAAUUGCAAUAAUGGAUAUGGUGUCAUUUUUAACCUGUCCUUACGAGAUAGUCCAUAGUUUUUGCAAGACUCCUAGUUCUUUUACUGGAAUGAUGUUCACAUAAUGUUUAGAAAAUGUAGUAAUCCAUCCAGUGUUCAUGUGUAAACAUGAAAUCUGACACUUGCUAUAGAAUCUGAGGGUAACAUGUAACAACUGUACAUUCAUCUUUUCCUUAUGUGUAUGUAAUUUCUACGUACACAUUUGCAUGAUCAGUGCUCACUCCCACUCAAUUUUAUGUCCUCCCUUCAUUUCUCUAUAAAAGGUAGAGCGCCUACUCAUCAGCUCACAUCUAGCCAUUGAAACUUUUAUUUAUACAUUGGUAGCCAACCAGCUUGCAAUCGAAGGAUAAAUAUUGGGUAUAUAUUUGCUAGACUAGGAGUAAUAGUAAUCCAGUGGUGUCUGUGAAUUAAUGUGACAAAUGGGUUUUUGACCGAAGAUGUGUAUUCUUUGUAUUAAUGGAUCACUAUGCUGUGUAGACCUACAUGCUGUGUAGACCUACACUCUCGAAGGGAGACGUUUUUGCCAAAGCUCGGGGUGACAAUGAGUCUGUGUCACAAAUAGCCUUGCAUUCUAAAACUGCUUGACGAGAGAGUACAUGCCCAAAUUUUAUAAUAGGACUUUGUUACAAAGGAGAACAGGUACAGGUUUUAAGAGCAUUCAUACCUGGGAUGACCCUUAAACAGGAAUGUAUUUAGCAGCUUCUGAUGGGAAAUGCCCUGAACGUACAGAGUUUAAAUGCAGACUAAAGUAGGUGAUGGAGGUUAAAAUGUGUGUAUUGUUCGGUUUCUUGUUCAGAAUCUGUUUGGGUUCUUUCUGCGCUGCCCACUCUGUCUGUUUGAGCCAGAUUAUCUUUGCACCAAAGCUUAUCGGUUUGUUCCAGUUGACCAGUGUGUGAUGGCAUUAAUACUAAUUUAAUGAGAUUCAAUCAUUACUUAUGUAAAUCUAGAAGUUGCAAUAUCAUUAGUUCCAAGUUGAUGGAUAACGUCCAGUCUCUGGCGUGUGCUGUUAUAAUGGUAUCGGUUUGUUAAAUCGAUCCAUACAGUGUUUUCUCUCCUGCUGCUGCUCCUAUUUUUCCUGCACAUUGAAAAUGAAGUACCAGUCUACGUAUUAUGUAAUCCCUUUGGCAGAGUGCUUGCUGCUCCAUUUUGCACACCUCUUCAAUAAGUCCACGUAGUUUUCUAGAUCUAAACCCUCAAAAUGAUCUCUUAACUUCUCAAUCAUACUUGAUUUGUGUAACUUUCUUUUUUUUUCUUCUAAAAGUGGCACUCAGUAUUGUUUUUGUCAUUCUAUUUUGAUUCCUCCCUGUAAAGGUCACAUACGAUUUUUAACCUUGGGGAUUAUGCCUGGGAAUAAUCCUGCUCUAUGUAUUAGAGAUACUGAUAUUGGUUCACGUUUAAUUACUCUGACUAUUGCUUAAAGGAACACUAGACACUAUAGAGCUACAAACCUGUAUUCCUAAUGCAGUAGUAACCCUGUUCCUAGUUGUGGUGGGUCUCUUGCCCACCCACCACACCUCCAUGUCAUAAAUAAAAUACUUUAUUUGCAUAGCGAGUACUGCGCUUGUGUAAAAGACUAGUUAUAUGCAAGUAUUGUAUUCAAUGCAUUUAUUUUUUAUUUUAUUUUUUUGGAUCGGCUUCAGGUGACAGUUUUCAGCCAUACGGACAGCCACUAGAGGUGGAUUUAAGCCCUUUCUAAAAAUAAUUAAAUUUUGUAGUGUUUCAAAGGAAAGGACCACAGCACCCAGCCGUCAUGGUGACCAUAGUGUCUUAUUCUUACUAGUAUUGGUCUUUGUAGAACCCAUUAAUACCUCAAAUUGCUAGAGGUGGAGUUCUUUUAUUUUACUUCUUCCUUUUAAUUAUUUUAUUGAAACAUGGGCAAAGUUCUAUUUAAAAGAAAAAGGUGAUUUAAGACAUCACAUACACAGGGUUUUGCUCCUUUUCAUUGGGUAAGCCUAGACCUGCAUAUUGGUACUAAGACUGACCAUUUUAAUAUAGUGCCAGUGCAGUACAAAUGUUCAGAUUAUAGGUAGGGGCGAUAGAUUAUACCCACCACCCCUAUAAUAUUGUGUAUAUAGCAUCUUGUGCUAUAUGAUGGAUUUAAUUGACUGUCUUUGUGUUUUUGUUUUUGUUUUUUGUGGUGGGCCAGUGGCUAGCCCAUGGUUGCAUUACUAUGCUUUUGGGGUAAGCUAUUUGUUUUUAAAGUGGAUGUAAAUGACCAGGUCAGCCUUAGGUUAUUUGGCUAAAGUAAUCUCUAGAAUGGGCAGGCAACAUUUCCAGCCCAUGUGUUGGUCAAGAUACUGUGUUUGUAAACACCUCUGAGAUAAUCAGGGGGUUCCCUUUCAUCUUUCCUACUAAAUGUCUGUUUCUUAUCAGCUCCGUGACCUUUGAUUGAAUUACUCACUGAUCUGCUUGACUCUAAUCUAGAUGUGAGUCAGUUUGUUCUUUUUUUCUUAGUGUUGGAAGCCUUAUGACCAGAGUGUCUAGCUGAGCAAAAUGUACAUUUCCUAAUCUCUCAUUCCAGUUUUACAUUAACUACAAUUCACUGUCUGGUAAAUAAACCCUUAACAUUGUGACCGUGACCCUGAGUGCAUUUGUACCAGGGGAUAAAGGGGCUUUGGGUAAAUAAUUUUUUAAAACUAAUGUUUAAUAUCUCCUAUAGAUUCGGUUCUCUUGGAUCCUGUGGAUAGGCGUUAAGAUUUGCUUCUAGUUUCUUGUUACCUGCAACACCUUUAAGAAUAAUCGGUGAUUGCCUUAGCCCUGUUUUUGUGAAUUUGCACAUCAGCUUUUUGCUUUACAACUCAGAACUGAGGGGAGUUUAAAAAAAAAAAAAAAAAAAAUUCUGAAUGCAUUUUCAAAGAUGCCUAAUUAAUAAUAUAUUCUAAAGUUGCAAAGCACAGUUUUCAGGAAUCUGAUUUUUAUCAGUCUCCCACCCAGCUUACUUUCUUUUUUUCUGUAAGCAGUUUGAAUAAUGGCAUGCGAUGUGAGGUGGGGCAUUAUACAUAGCCCCUGGAUCUACCUUUCUUUUGCCUUUUUUUGUGUUUUAUCUGCCAUCAUUUCAUGGAGUGUUUAAUACUGCCCUCGGGGCUAGGUCACCGCUAUUUCAUAUUAUCCUCCAGGCUUCUAGUCUGGGGCGACCCUUUAUCCUUCAGAUCUAGUAUCUGAUCCAAAGCAGACCUUAUGCUAAAUUGCAGUUAGCUGCUCACUUUGCAAGCCGGCUUUUCAUCAGUUCAGAAGUUUAAUAAUGCUUUCCAUCGGUGGCAGACUCUAAUUGUUGUAAUACUCUCAGAAGCUUGCACUCUGCUUUUUGUUUUGUGUGCGUAUUACUUAUUUCUCCCCAACACUUUUUCUGACCCUGCCCCCAUAAAUAUCCUGUUGUGAUGAGGUGCUACAUAUAAAUUCCUGUUUGCAGUGUAAAUGCUGUAACAAUGUUAAAACUUUAUUAAUUCCACAAGUAAACCAUAAGGGCAGGUCUCCCUGAAGGCAUUUUAAAGAUUCUGCUUGAUAACAGAGCAAAACUGCAAUGUAUGUAUAAUAACUGCUGGAGAGUGUAAGCGUUCUCCUUGGGUUUUUUUAAGGGUUUAUAGCAUUUGUCACAGCUGUGGAGGCUGUAGCAGGAUUAAUGUCCGGCUCUGGCUGUUUCUUUUGCAGCAAGGUUUGAAGCCGUCCAUGCAAUUGCACACUCUGGAAAAGCUGUGCCUGUAAAAAAAAAUGUUUUGUUCUUUUCUUUUUUUUUUUUUUUCUUUGCUUAUUCAGCACAAUGGUUACAUGGGUUUGUCAAGGCCUACUGUAACAGAUGCCAUCCAUUAAAGUUGCAAAAUGGACAAAUCUCCAAGCUGCGGUUUCAUAAUGCCUUUGGCACAUCCAGAUGUUGUGGACUACAUGUCCUAUAAUGUAGUCCACAACAUCUUUGCCAGAAUACUGGCAAAGCACCAGUUGUGGUGUAGUCCACAACUUCUGGAGUGCCGAAGGUAGCCUAUCGCUCCAUUGAUUGCUAACUUGGUAUCUUGAUAUUGCUGAAUUAAGGUUGGCUAAGCAUUAUGGUAAGGGUAGAUCAGCUUUUUUUAUAGUCUGAUCCUUGUGCUUCCCUUUCGCACGGUCUUGCUGUGCGUUUAUAAUUGAUCACUGCGCUCUCAAGGAUUGCAUGGCCAGUCACGUGUGCUUUGUUUGCAAACCCAUUACCAUGGCAGUAUUGCUCAAACACAGACAAACAGUAACUGCAUUUUAUUUCCCACAGCAGUUAUCUGAGAUUAACUGCCAGGCUUGAAGGUUCAGGUGUUGUACGCAUGUUUGUAUGACAAUGUUAAUGAGGAGGGUUUGUGUUUCUCUUUAUCUCUUGCAGUAUAUAAACACGCACACAUGCAUGCAGCGUGGUCUGUUUUCAACUGGUAGGGGGUGUGGUUGGAUAUAAUGCUCCCAGACUUGCUGCACUAAUACAAUGCAGAUUGUUAUCAGAUAUGCAAAUCUCAUAUAGCAUAGAGCUCAGUGUUGUUAAAUUAACUUGCAUGCAAAGUGUUAAUUUACUUACAUGCUAACACAGGGAAAGUGUGUGUCAUACAAACAAAUUUAAUUCAGAGUAGGAUUUGACGGGUAAGUAACUUAUUUGUUAGUAGUUGCAGGUACAUAUUAUAACGGAGUCUUGGGAGAUUCAUCAUGGGUAACUUCACAAAGGAACAAUGAAUUGGCCAGAGCAAACAAUGAGUUUAUUCAUCAGCUCAUCAUGUCUGACAUAGCUAAUGUUUCAUUUAAAUGGCUUCGUCAGUAAGCAAAAUUGUUGUUUCUGGGGUACAGAUAAUUGAUCAGUGUGAAUUGCACCCUACUACAUGCAAAGUGCAGGAGUGAGGUCGCAGGAAGUUAUUGGGCCGAAAUUCAGGCAUUAACUGUAUUGAACAAUGCAAUCGAAAGAGCCCAAAUGAAGCUCAUUUAAAAGUUGUCAUCUUGAGUAUCCUGUCAAAGCUCCAGCCAUUAACCAAUUUCAAUGAUAUUAAAUACAAUUGACUCCUCAAACCCUACUUGGAAUGUUGGCCCAACCUGUGCGUCUCUCUUCCAAUUAUAUCUAGCUAUUCAUAUAGUGCUGCAUGUGUACAGGGAUUGUCUGGCAAAUCUCAGCUAUGGUCAUGGCAGUCUGGAUAUACCUUGUUUGUAGUAAUUCUCUUGGAUGUUGUGCUGCUUUAUGCAUUAACCAAAGGGGGGGGGGGGGAAGGAGAGGGUGGGUCCUCCCGUCUGAAGUGACUCUUCAAUAAAACACUUGUAAGUUAUUCCCACUCUAUUUGUUUUUACUUUUGAAGAGUGGAGUGUGUUUUGGGUGAACUGGAGCAGAAUUUCUGUGUACACUCGCAUUCUCCUUGUUUCCAAGAAAGUUGGUUUAAAGAGGAACAUGUGAUUCUGGUCACACAGUGAUCUUGUGACUGGUGUGAAAAACUUGGCAAUUUAGAGCCAAUCAAAUUAAGCUGACCUGGCUCUUCAGUGUCACAUAUACUGUGCCGUCCAACUUAGAAUGUUUUGGGAAAUACAUGCUGAUCAGGGCAUAACGCACCACUAUAUUUUUCUGCAUCACUUGAUUAGACUAAAUGGAUCCCUUGGGGGAGUGAAAGGAGUCCUAAAAUCUAGUGACAUGGGAGAAUUGUUCAUCUCCAGAGAGUGUGCAAUAUGGCAUGGAGAGGGGCAGGAGCUGGAUUUGCAUACGUGGUAAUACUUCAGGAAAAACCACCCAGCAUUCACACAUACUCGCUGGCAUUGCACAAAUGCAAUUGUUCUGCAUUCACAUGGGCGCUACGACUCAAAAACUAAGUUAUGGUCGCAAGAUUUUUUGUAUGGGAAUUCAUGAUCUGGCUACUACUUAGGACAUCUAAACAUUACUUAAAUAUUGUAUAAUUUGUUACUUGCAUCUGUAUUGUAGAAUUAUUUCUGUAUAAAUGUCUCUCUACAGUGCAUCUUAAUGGAAUAAGUGUGUGUGUUUUGUUUUUGGGUGUGUUUAUUUGUGUUUUGCACUUAAAGCUUACUUUCUGAUUGUAGUAGCAGUUUAAAAACACAAAAUCUGAGAUUUUAAUAUCUUGAUAUGUACCAGCUGCCUGCAUCGUCCCUUCUCUACACACACUGCUUCUCCUUACAUUUAGCUUUUUAUUAAAGGAUUUUAAUAUGAUGUAAUGCUGCAACCAGUUGCUUGAUACUUUAAUAGAGCUCUCCAGAUUUUAGGUUGUCAUGCCCUGCAGUCAGUCUUAAGUACGCUAACCCUUACUAACCCUUUAUAACAAGCUUGAUGCAUCCACAUUUUCUUUGCAAUUUAAAAUUUUUUUUUUUUUUUUUUGCUUCUCCUCCUUACUUGUGGGAACAGUGAAGUGAAAAUGGUUAAACAUUUUAUAACUGAAUCCUCUUGUUUUGGAAAAAAUUGUCAAAAAUAACUUGUUUUCCCAAAAGAGACUCUGAAAUGUGUAUUUGUUGUGGGUGUUCUAGAAUUAUUAAAGAACUGGAAUAAGUUAUUUGAAAAGGGACACUCUGGUCCCCAGCAGUUUGAAGUGCUGUAGGAGUUAACUGUCCCUGCUGGCAUAUUUUAGAAAACUGUUUAUUUCAAGAGAAAUCUUCACUCUUUUAUAAAUCCCCUAAGUGGCAUCUCUUGGCUGUCAAGCAAAAAGCUGUGAGGGUUUCAGUUUAUUUCGGUCUUCUCUGUGAGGCAUGGCUGGCGGCUUGUUGUGCUCAAUGUUUUCCCAAAUGCUUCUGGGAAGAAUCUGGUUGGCCACUAGCAGUCAGUAAUGAUGACCUCACAAGUGGUGGAUUGGCGCUGUAAUGAAGAUGGCGUCACCUCAUCUUUAACCCUUUUAAUGCUGAAAUGAGAGGUGGAGGGUAAACUUGUUUCAACAAUUUAAGUACCAAAAAUACAUUUGUUUGUGUAGUGGAUAUGCAUGCAUCACACAAUUCUCUAAAAGUCCACAAUUCUUUACAUGAAAAAGAAAUCAUUUAGAGUUAAAAGGUUUAAAGAAAGCACUGAUGUCUCUUUGUGCUGGCUCUACCUCCUCACAGUUGGCAAACUAAGGGAGCCUGCAUGACCAGUGGCAUUGGGUUCCCUUCAAUUAACGUCGAAGGGAACGCAUGCUCCAAUAUGAAAGCAUUGAUGUAAACGGAUUUUGCUAGAGCUGGAUGUCGUCAUGCAGAAACCGAAACAAAAAAGAUGAACUGAGCAGUGAGACUGCAGGUGCAUGAUCUAUGCACCAAAACUCCUUCAAUAUACUAAAGUUGUUUUGGUGCUUAUAGUGUCCCUUUAAAUAUCUUCUGCAGGAUGACAUUGUGUUAAUUUUUCCAACAAAUACCAGCAGCUUCCAGUAUUUCUGCUAUUUUAAACAGAUUGUGCUCAUUAUGUGACGUGCACUUAAUGCUGGAUUUAUCACAUGUCAGACCUUCCUUUUGUGUUUGGGUACAAGGUCUCUCCUUCCAUAGAGUUCACAGAGUAUACUAAUAUAUGAAAGAGGAAGUUUCAUUUCUGAAAGAAAGCUGCUAUUACAGCAGGUUGUUGCUGUGCUGGGUUUUUUUUUUUUCUCAUCCCCAAAUAGUGUUUUUUUUUUUUUAUUAGCCGUCCUUGGUGGGGGAAGCCGAGCUUGUAUCCUUAACUAAGGGUGCUUAGAGUGCCCUUUUCAGCUGAUGUAGUUUCCAUUUAAGAUGGAAAGUUUUGGAGCCUAUUUCGAAAGCCUUACCUACAGCCUCGUGUGUGUCAAGGACAUGUCUUUUUAACCUUGACUUAACAGUGGCUUAUUGUCAUCAGUAGUAUGAUUAAUGUGCUUAUUAAAUUACAUUUAUUUCUUCCUACAUGUCCUUGCUGGCUUUCAAUGGAAUAAUACAGGAUGCUGUGCUUCCCCCCCCCCCCUUACCCCACCUCUGCACACAUGCAGCAGUGAAGGACAAUAAUGCUAACUUUGGCGUGAAUGGAAGAUGUAUUGCAGGAAAAGGCUUCGCAUUUUUAAUUAGUGUUUAAUAUACUUUUUGCGAUUGCAACACAUGUAAUAAAGUUGAUAUGUUGGGAAGACCAGGGGGACAUAAAGAUGCCCUGCCAGGUCAUCUGUCUGCCUUAAAGGAACACCCAAACACCAUAACCACUACGUGCCCUGUGACACCUCUAUUCCCUUUCCAAUUUUGUAACUUAAUUUUUUUUUUUUUUUUUUAUGUAUUUCCUUUUUUUUUGUCAGGUAAGAAGUGAAACCUCUUUGCAACAGUAGUGCCCUGGAACCCUGUAUUAGUAGUUAAACAACUAUAGUGAACUGUUAUGGUGCUUGGAGACUGCAACCUCAUAUUUUGAGAACAGAUUUCACUAGUUUUGCCAAAGUGUGUGGUUUUUUUAUUUCUGUGAAUGGUCAGCCAUGGUGAAAGGUCAGCAAGCUGUCAAUUCACACAUACAGGGCAUGUUGGACAUUUACAGGGGGGUUUGAUUUAAAAAUAAAAAAAAUAAAAAUUCUGCUUUAAGAACUUUUUUCAAAUUAACCAACAAGGUUUACAUAGUGACAAAAGUCAGUGUAGUGAGGAAUUGAUAUUUUAAUGAUACUUUUAGAAUCAUUGGAGAAAUCAUCUGACGCUUUGAUUUUUGGUUUAAGAAUGAAAUGUUCAUCUAACUAUAAAUACAAAAAAUGUAACAAUCGGCAAGAGAUGGUGUUUAUGUAGAUCAGGGGUCCUUAAACUCUGGCCCCCCAGAUGUUGCUGAACUACAACUCCCAUGAUUCUUUGACUUACAUAGGUAGCCAGAGAAUCAUGGGAGUUGUAGUUCAGCAACAUCUGGGGGGCUGGAGUUUGAGGACCCCUGAUGUAGAUUAUAAUAGUCUUGCUGACGAGUGAAUUUAAAUCAAAUCAUCCCUGCAGCCAUAAUGCUUGAGUUUAAUUAAUCGGGUGUUGUCCCCUCUAUUUUGUAACAUAGCAUUACUUCAGUGUGUGGAGGGUGGGGGAGGUCAUUAUAAAACACUAUCCUUUAAUGUGAUGUCAAGGUAAUAUGUUCGUUUGUGUUUAUUUUUUGCUUAGUUUUUCCACUACCCAUGCUCCUUAAAACUGAUAUUUGUCUGCAGUUGUAAUCUUAUGUGACAGCUGGCUAUUCUAGUCUGUUUUUAAGCCAGUUAGUGGUGACGAUCGUUGACUGUCAACUAGCAGACGCUUUGGUUUGUCAUUGUUGCUGCACGACUUUCCUUUUCAAGUGUGCACAAACAUAACCUUACAAUCUAACAUUUACAUGUUACAAAAAGUUGUUUGUAGCCUUGUUUUUAAUUAAAUUUCACUUUAUUUUUAUUUUCCCUCCUGUAGGAAGACUUAAGGUUUCCAGUGGAUGAUGAUGAUGAUGGAUCUGCCGAUGAUGGAUCUGCCGAUGAUGAAGACUACUCUGGCUCAGGAUUUGAAGGUAAUCGAUAUGGGAAAUAUGAAUCAUGAAACCUCACAUCAAGAACUCGAGUAGCUCUGCGUGUACACUCUUGUGUAUCGUACUACUGUCUGGUCUGCAGUGUUUCCCAUGGUCCACAUCUAAAAUGGCUAUGUGAAAAAUGUGUAGAGCAUGUUUUCGUAUCAUACAGGUUUAUUUUUUCUUUAAUCCGCAUUAUUGAAAGUGCAGCAUAAGUGGGUUUUGGGGAUUUUCUUUCAUCUUCUCUAUUUCAAGAACUCGGUCUUUGCGUUGGCUACUCUCGGUGUGCCUUUAUCUUUUCUCAAUAUCCCGCUCUCCCAACCUGUGUAUUCUUCUUCCUGAUCUCUUCAGUUCCUUGCUGCAACUCCACUAGUUAUGUUGAGGAGAAAUAGAUUUACCAUAACUACUUGAUAACCUGUAACAUUCCUGGUUAUUUAAUUGAUUCCUUCAAAGACUUGCACCUUAUUUCAUGCUCUGCAUACCCUCCUAGUCUCACUGAGAACCUUUUGAGGGGAAAUGUACCUGAUUUACUACACUUUGUGUGGGAUCUUGUGUGAAGAAUGGAUGUUAUGUGGGAUCUUCUAUGUAGAUUAUGUGGUGUCUGUCAUAUGGGAAAUAAAUGUGUUAUGAAAAGAUGGCUUUUGCAUGGUUGGGUACCCUAUGGCGACCUAUAAUCACAUCCUCUGAUUUCAUAUAUUUUUGUUUAAACACAAUUUUUUUUUUUUUUUUUUUUAUUUCUUUUUAAGAUCCAUUUAUAUUUCCAUCAGAAGUGGAAAAUGAACUUUCUGGGUCCAUAUCAACUGUAAUUCCCAUCAAUGUGCAGGAACCUACAGAACCAGAGCUAAGAAAUGCAACGGUAGCUGGUGUAGAAGCUACCACAAAAUCCAUGGACACAACCAAGCAGCAGGAAGAUGUUAUUGAAAAGAUAAAUCCACCUGAUUUGUCUGUGAUUCUGGCAGAAGAACCAACUUCUGAAGCAAAAACACACGUGACUACACCAGCGGUACAUGUAACCACUAGCAUAAUGGAAGUUGUCUACCACCAUAAAACCACAUUAAAUCCUACUGAAGAAGCUGUUUUACCUGAUCAGAUCCACCAUAGACAUCAUGGUUCUCAUGCCAAAGCACAUACAAGCCCACCUAGUGAUGGGGAGUUCAUGGUGCAUCAUACAUUCACAACUUCAAGCCCAGGCCAGGCAAAAGAUUCCAUUCAUAAUCACAUUCACCAUCAAGAAACUCCAUCUAGCACUCCAAAUGCAAAUGAAGCAGAAACUGAGUUGACUUAUGUUGAAGAUCCUAUUUUUGUUGAUUUGGAUAAAAAACAAACUACAAAGAGCCCUACAACUGAUGAUUCUCAUGUGCAUCAAGAUGAGCAAACUACCAAGGCUUCACCAUUUGUAGAAGACACUGAAGAUCACCAUGGUGAAGCAACGACAAGUCCUGCACAUGAUGUGGAAGUUAAUAAGGAUGAUGAUCACCAUAUAGCAGUAACUACAAGCUCUGCUCAAAAUGUGGACGUCCAAACGGGUGUAGUUCAACAUGAUGUCUUGACUACAAGUCCAACACACUAUGUGGAAUCUAAAGAGGAGGCCUCAACACCUGCUGAUGCUGACAAACACCACAAACACCAUGGUGGUCAUCACCAUCAUCAUCAUUCUACAACUACUACACACCAAACUACAACUUCUAAUGUAACGGUUGGUGCUCCAGUUUCCAGUGGAGAUCUUGACAUCUCUGGUGAUACACGUCACAAAGGCAGAUUCUUUUAUGCACCAAAGGAUCACCCGGUAGAAACGUCAACCCACACACCUGAUGAUCAGCAUCCUAUAGUACCAGAUGAAAAUGAUGAUGUUUCUGAUACGAAGGAGGACGGAGAAUCUGGGGAUGAUAAAGAGGUAAUGUGUGAAAAGAAAUUCCCACCCCUCCCCUUAGUAUGAAGUCUUGUCCAAUCGAAGGUUUCUCAUAGAGAACGAAUCAUGCAUUCACUGCAAUCUGUGUGAUUAGCCAGUCCAAUGCUUAUCAGAGUGCUGACACAGCACAGUUAAAUACUGCUCCUGACAAUCCUGUGCUGUCACCUCUUCAGAGUAGGUCUUCCCUCCUCUGGUGGGCAUGUUGGCUCUCCCCGCAGGACUCCUUUUGUGAGGAUGAAGGUGUGUAUAUAUUAUUAUAUUUGAUUAUUCUAUUUGAAGUGCAUCGCUAUGAUAUGCUGCACAUGCAGAGUUUAAAUUUGCUGCCCGAGGUGUAACUCCACCCUUCACUCCACGCCUCUGGCAUCAUUUGGCCAAAAAAGAAAUGUGUAUUUUUUUUUUUUUUUUCCAUAACUGUUACUGUACUUUGUGGUUGGCUGCAAUAAAGUAUCUUCACUUUGAAUUUGCUAAUAUCACAAUAUAAUUCUUCUUCAAGGAAGAAUGGACUAAAAUGUGUCAAUGUGCUAACCAGACCUGUCAGAUACAAUAUAUUGUGGUGUGAACUGUGCAUCUAUAGAAGAAAAUAAUUAUGCAGAAAAAGCUGCUCUUAAUGCAGUGGCUGGCUCUGUGAGCAGAGUAUGUUCAAACCGUAAGGGAGAGAGUUCCAAGCAGGAAUCCUCACAUGUUAAAGCAUAACUGUCACCGUAUUGAGGUCUCUGCAUAAUUUGCAGUGACUUCUGGUAGUGACAUUGCAGCUGGGGGUGGUGAGGGGGUGAGCAGGCAAAAGUGAGUUUAACUUGCCUGAAUCUCUUCCUUGUGGACUCCACUAUACUUUUCCAGAGUCCUUUUCUGCUCCACUGUGCGAGAGUACAGCAUUGAGGUCUGUGGAGGAGAUGGUGGGAUCCUUCAAUUGCAUGCAGCAGUCACUGGGUGAGUGACACUUCUUGACGGCGGUAGCUCUGCCAAAUGUCAAGUGACAGUGCCACUUUAAUUUGAGAAAGCCAUAGGCUAGGGCUUAUGCUGUAUAGUGCAUGGGACAAUCUAGCUUGUUGGCGGAAGAUUGUUGUGUUUACGCACAGUAGCAAAGUACAACUCCAAAUGAGAACCACUUUCUUUUUUUUUUUUUUUUUUUUAAUACAUAUUGUAAAUUUAUACCAUCACAAGUCUCGCCAAAGACAUGAAAAAUCACAAACAUUUAAACCAACUCCCUAUUUUGUGCAUUAAGGUAAAUAAUAGCCUUCUUUUCUUCAGAAUGUAGACCUGUAUUUCGAGGCCUCUGCUCCAAACGUGCAUGCUGUGGAUCCAAAAGAUAGAAGUGUCGACAGUGAAGGCAGUCCUGACGCAUCUCAUGGGAUAAUGGAGAGGAAAGAGCUUUUAGCAGGUAAGAAAUUCCGUAAUUGAAUUUUAAAGCUCUCUGUAUUUAACCCCUUAAGGACACAUGACGGAAAUAUUCCGUCAUGAUUCCCUUUUAUUCCAGAAGUUGUGUCCUUAAGGGGUUAAGAAAGCCCUUAUUUUCAGAUUAGAGAUCUUAAAUUGCCUUCCUGUUAUGGGCAGAAGGAACACACUUGCACAGUGCCCCUUCUUUGUUUUUCUACAUAUCUAAGCCUUCAAUGUUUCUUAAUCUGCCUUCCCUAUAUAGUGAUUUAAAAUCUCAUGCUGCCCCCUGAACUUAUUGCAUUUUGGAAACUCAAACUGAUCAUAAGUGCAUGCUUCCUUAAAUAUAUUUAUUUUGAGCGAUGUAUCUACCAAUUUACUUCCUGGUUUUUAAUUGAAACAAUACGGAACUUACGAUUCUUGUUAAAUCUUCAAUAAUUUAACAGACCAUAAUGUUAUAUUUGUCUGUAUGCGGAACCAUUCUUUCUUUACGAAUGCCCCUGUGACCUAUACAGGGGCCUGACCCGUCUUAACAGACUGGUAUUGAGUCAAUUCUGAGUCUAGAUGCCUAGUCCCAAAGCAGUGUAACUUUCUCUGAAUGAAUGUUCGUGUGUGUUUUUCUAAUAAAUGUAGUAAUUGAAUUAGGAGAUUAACCUAGAUUUAUUUUGUUUUUAUUGCAGGAAUCAUUGCAGGUGGUGCUGUUGGUUUGAUAUUCGCUGCGUUUUUGGUUGGAUUUGUGUUGUAUAGAAUGAAGAAGAAAGACGAAGGAAGCUACUCUUUGGAGGAACCAAAACAAUCAAAUGGGGGAUAUCAGAAGCCACGUGAACAGAAAGAGUUCUAUGCAUAAGCUGCCAUGUAUCUUCAAUUAGAAAGCUGGCUAUUCGUCUUUUAUUUUCCGAUUCUUUCCACAGUACUCAAUCUGUGGCUUUUGUUGGCAAGCUAGCGAAAUGUGAGACAAGCCAUAAUCUUACUCUGACUGUUGAUCCGGCCACGAAAAGUCAGAAAAAUUUUCUACACAUCCCUUUGUCUGUCUGUGUGCGGUUUAAAGAUUGAUUUGAACUAUGGACGGAGGAUAUGUAUUCGGCUUGUUGAGGAGAAUAUUGCUUUAAAUUGUUUGCCCAGUUACAUCCUACUGAAGACUGUAUCAUUCCUCUAGUGCCUUUCACUAUAAAUGUGUAUAUACUAGUUAAGAGUUGUUUAUUUUAUUUUUUUGUGUAAAUUUUGUUUGUUUUUGGGGGGAUGAGGGGGUUGCUUUUUUUUUCUUUUUUUUUGUAAAGACAAAUGAUGGUACAAAUAUAGCCUGCUUAUUCAACGUUCCGAAUUAUAGCACUUAAGCAGCAAGUAUCACUGGUGCACAAAAUGGACUAUUUAACAAAGCAUACCUCUAGCUAUGAGAGGACUGUGACUCAGUGAUGUUUAGUGACACCUGAUGCGCUUCUAUUUUACGAUCAAGCGGUAUGUGGGAAAUUUCUGUUUUUUGUUUUGGUUUCUUCACUUGAACGUUAAACUGCCACCAUUAUUUAUUCACUUUAACUUUUGUAGAUUUUUUUUUUUUUUUUUUUUCCCUCCCAUUUUUAAUAGUGUGUGUGUACAUAUGAAGAGUUGACAAUCCAGGUCAUUGGAUGAAUGUGCAUCUGUAAUUACCAGUUUAUUGCCAAACAUUUACUGGGUUUUUUUUUUUUUUUUCUUUCCAUUGCACUAUUCAUUCAGAUCAGAAGGAAUUGAUCUGUUGGUAAAGGCAGGAGGGGGCACUGACAUACCUUUCUGUAUCCUUCUAAAAAACAAAGUGACCCAGCAUGAUUUAGAUAGGAAGAACUAAUCUAGUAUUUUGUAUUUUUAUUUUGCAUACCAUAGGAAUAAAGCCUUUUCCAAUGUCUCCUUUCCACCCCCUCAAUUUUCAGUAACACAUUCAGUGAUCACAUGGAAACUAUACUAGUAGAUUUUUUUUUUUUCUCUUCAAUCUCUUCUAUGUAUACGAUGAAACUCCUACGGUUUUCUUUGUGUUUUUUAGUAAUUUUUUUUUUUUUUUUUAGUUCAUUGUCUCUAGUAACGUGACUUGAAAGUAAGCAUGAAUGUAUCAGAAGUUUCAAUAGUAUGUGCCUUUCCUGCUAUAGGACACAGUUUAUUCCUUUUAGAAGGUCUGGUAGAAAAAAUGUAUUUACGUUGUUCACGUUAUCCUGUUUGAGGGGUGGAAUUAUUUUCCCAGUGCUCAGAAUUCUAGAAUGUAAAAGAUGCCACUCAAUGGUGAACGCACAGGACGUAUGCAAAGAGUAAAAUUUGUUCUACUGAAAACAGAGCAACUCAGACAUAUUUUAAAAACGUGAACCUGUCAGGUUAUCUACUUCAGUUAGGUUUUUUUUUUUUUUUUUUUUAAUAUUUUACAUAGAGGAGAAAUUUAUAGUUUCAGUUACACGCUGCAUAAAGCACAAGUGUUGAGGUUGUUGUGCAUUCGUUGAAUAAAACAAAACUAUAAUUGGGAGACUUUACAACUGGCUUUGAGGCUUUCUUCUGUGUAUGUCCUAUCGUACACUUCAAAGAACCUAAAUAAUUACAUACCUGAAGUGCCAUAUUUUUCUCUUUUCUUUCUCUUUUCAGACAAGAUGGGACUUCCCCUCAUAUGUUUUAUAUACUUUAAACCAUUGCUAUAGUGUAUUAAGUGGUGAUAUUUCAAUUGUAACAGCCGUGAUUAGGCUCAGAACUAGCAAUAUUUAAUAUUGGCUUAAAUUGAACUUUGUAAAUUACGGAGAGCAUAAACCUGUCUUAAUUUAUGACUAUUCUCAUUGUCAUGGCUUCCUUAAGCCCUCUGACCUAACCUUCUGCUAGUUGUCUUUCAUACAUUAGCUUUGUCCAUGCAGCCAAAUGGCGAACAUUUAAAAGUGCCUUAUUUUCUCUUGUGAUUAAGAGGCUCAGUAACACAAUGAUGCUAUAGGUCCCUUCCAUGUUCUUGUGCCAUAACUGUAGCUCCGUUAGAACUGAGCUGCAAUGCAUGGAACCAUAUGGUGUAGCAAUUAUCUGAUUUUUAAUUUAAUUUUUUUUUCAGAACCUUUUAAUUUACAUGACUUUUUCUGUGUACUUUACCUUUUCUAACCCUUCCACUUGCACAAGUUGGUGGUGCAAAUUCAAUGUAUAACUUUUCAUCUGCAGUAAUCCAAAAUACUAAUCUAUUGGCAAUAAAGAAUAUAACUUGAUGGGCUUCAAUGUUCCCUUCUGUUAAAAUUACCCUCCCUUCUCAACUUUGGUAAGUGUCUAUGCCUGUACGUAAACUAAACAUUCUGAGAACUGUGCAUGGGAGGGAGGGGGAUGGUAGUAAAGGUUAAUUUGGAUUUUGACCAUCACAAUAACAUGGAUAGCAAUCAGAAUUUAUUUUGAUUGGAAGGACUUAUAAUAAUAAAAAAAUAUGCAAUAAUCUCAUAAAAUGGAAACUGGUAAACCUUUUCUAUUAGACGGUGUGGUUUGAAAAAUAAUUUUUGGAACAAUAUAUUUUAAGUUAACACCGUGUUUUUUUUUUUUGUUUUUUUUUUUGUUUUUUUUACUGUAGUUUGUUUUUGUGCUGUUGUGGAUUUCUCCCCCCCACAUUUAUAGAAGUCGUCAAACAAAAUUAACAUACUGAAGAAUGUUGUAUCUCGGUGUCUUUUAGUUUUUGUUGGGCUCCAUUUAUGAUUCAAUUUCAUUGCCAUGUUUAGUAAAGCCCUUUUAAAACAUUCCUGCCAUGUUUGUUCUUCAAACUAUUUCAUAUUUCUGGAAUAAUCUAGCCUUAAUUUAUUUAUUCCCAUCUCAUACAAAAAUUUAAUUUGUACCACCUAUACAUUAUACACUUCAGAGAUACUGACCUUUUUGACCUUUUUGUAAUUUGUUGUAAAGUUACACAUGCAAUAAAAUGAAUGUCAAAUCUCGACUAGUUGCUUUGUAAGUCUGUUC